AUGGCGAUGACACCAGAAAUUACAGUAGAAAAAGCUUCCAUUGCACCAGAAACUCCAGAAAAUCAACGUCGCCAAUAUAACAGAGUUAAACAACAACAAGGACAAUUGCUGGAACCACAGCAGAGUUCGUCAUCCUAUGAUUACUGCCAUUAUUAUCAUGAUAAUUCAGAUCAUCGGCAGAAUGCUUCUCCAUCCAAACAACAGUCACUUUCAUCACCCUCCGUUACUUUAUCAUCACCAAAACUGACAUUUCGUGAAUCGCUUCGUGACUUACAUGUUCCCAAAAUUUGGUCUAACUUACGAAAAUCAGCUUCUGAAAUAAGUCUAGUCUUGGAAGCGAUGCGUUCCGGAUCUUUACAAACGCAUGGAAUACCACCUUUACCAGGUAUUACGGUUGGCGGUGUUACGGUUGGCGAUAAUGCUCCCAAGUCGAUCCGUGUUUCGGCAGUGAAAAAACGAAAACGUCGUAAAGCAUUAGUCAAGUGGCAAAAUUAUUCACCGCAUCAUCUCAACGAACAAAUACGAUAUGUGCAAGAAGAAAAAGCGAUGCAGGCAGCACCAUCAGCGCCCAUUGAUGCAUCUAAAUUUGUUGCAUAUGUUACGGAACGACGGAAAAAGAGGAUUUUGUUUAAAGGAGAAUAUAUUAUGAUAUUACGUUCGGUGAAUCCGACCAAAUGUCGAUGUGAUAUCGGUCAGGCAAUGGAGAACCGUAAUCAAUUCCCUGAUACGCUGCCAUAUGAUUACAAUCGUGUCAUACUACGUAUGCUCCCUGGCGACAAAAAUUCCCACUACGCUAAUGCUAGCUACGUCAAUAGUUGGCUACGUGAGAAGGCUUAUGUUGUAACGCAAGCUGUUAGGACCAAACCCGCAAUAGCGGAAUUUUGGAGAUUGAUUUGGGAACUUGGGUCAAAUUGUAUAGUUAUGUUAACUAAAGUUUUUGAUUUUAUGCGGGUCAUGUGUCUUCAAUAUUGGCCUGCUACAUCCAGUGAAUAUGGCCAAAUCGAGGUAGAAACAUUGGAGACCAAAAGUUACGCUCAUUUUAUCAUACGUACGUUACGGUUAUCAAAAGUGGAUCCGGAUGUGGGUCAGCAAUCUCGCGUGAUUAAACAUUUUCAUUUUACUGAGUGGGAACUGGACAGUUUACCGUAUAUUAGCGCCUUUAUUGAAUUACGUCGACGAGUUCGUCAGUACACUGACAAAUUUCGUGCCGAUGCACCAAUUGUUGUACAUUGCAGCAACGGUGGCGGUCGCAGUGGCGCAUUUUUGGCAUUGGACGCAAAUUUGGAACUUUUGAAGAAGACAGGACAGAUUGAUGUAUAUGAAUAUGGUAAAAUAUUAAUUAAUGCUCGACCUCAUCUGAUCGAUUCGGUAGAUCAGUACCAAUUCAUUUAUGAUGCUCUCGCUGAGGCAGUCUUGUGUAAUAUCGAACCGAUCGAAAUGUGGAAAUUGAAGAAAAGGAGUAGUAUGUACAAAGCGAAGAAGAAUCGCCAGGUAAUGGAAGCACAGGUUGCUAAUGAAGCUAAGUUGCUAGUAAUGUUGACACCUACGUUGAGGAUUGGUGAUUGUGCUGGUGGUCAUCGGUUAGAGAAUCGCGGUAAAAACAGGGACGUAAUGGUAGUACCACCUGACCAUGCUCGACCGUAUUUACAAACGUUACACGGUGAAAGCAAAGAUUACACUUAUAUCAAUGCAGUUGAAGUAGAUGGUUUUAGACGGAAGAAUGAGUUUAUCGUAACGGAGUGGCCGAAAAAUUCAACACUGGAUAGUUUCUGGACGUUGGUUUUCGAUCAUAGUUGCCAUACCAUUAUUAAUUUAAGUAAUCAGGGGCGUUCUCGAGCAUAUCCAACAUUCCUACACAGCAAAGGAAAGCACACAUAUGGGCCUUUUGUUGUCGAAAUUUUAAAUCAUCAUCAAUAUCCAUCAAUGACCUCUCAUAUGGUCAAAAUUAUGAAGAAGUUAUUUAUGAUCUCAGAAAUAAUGGCAAACGGUACCAAUCAACAGCAGUUGGAAGCCGAAGUUAGAAUAUGUUGUGUUAUACAGAUUCGAAUGUGGCCAAUUGAAAACAAGGUUCCAUCAUCAACUUCUGGUCUUAUUGAUAUGAUAAAAAUGGCUCGCAGCUGGCGGAAACGUGCCCCAGAAAGACCGGAAACAAAACCCACAAUUGUUAUGUCACAUAAUGGUGUAAAUCGAUGCGGCAUUUAUAUAGCUGCUAAUGUAUGUAUUGAUCAAAUGGAUAUGGAUCAUGAAGUUGAUGUCUUUCAUGCUGUCAAAUUGAUUAGAAUGAACAGACCACAACUUGUUGACAGAGAUGAAUAUAAAUACUUGUAUGAUUUGAUGCUACACUGGUACAUGACCAAUCCGGAAUAUCGUAUUUUUGACCAAAAAGAGGAAUCACGAGAUUCAGCAUCGCAGAAUAGUUCGUUACGUAAUUUAAUACGCUCCAGUAAUCCAACAACUAUUUUGAAUGCUAACCAUAUUAGUUGA
Messenger RNA from Brugia malayi, 2484 nucleotides. RefSeq lists its product as uncharacterized. The transcript has 15 exons. The record is from RefSeq and is a predicted model, not a curated record. The coding region runs from base 1 to 2484 and encodes 827 amino acids. Gene Ontology annotation, biological process: protein dephosphorylation. Lineage: Eukaryota; Metazoa; Nematoda; Chromadorea; Rhabditida; Onchocercidae. Gene Ontology annotation, molecular function: protein tyrosine phosphatase activity.